GAGAGGAGGGUCAGGGUGAGGCGGGGCAGUUGCUCCUCUCUUUGAGUGACCCACAUGCCCAGGGCGAGCCGAGCUCCCGCUCCCCAGCGACGCUCCCAACCGCUCGCCCGCAGCAGCCGGAGCCACCGAGCGGGAGCAGACGGCUUCCAGGGCAGAGGCCAGGCUGAAAAGUUACAGCUGCUCUCCUAGCUGGGUCCUUGCUCUCCUCCACCCUCCCAGCCACCGGGGUGAGAGCCCUGCGGGGCUCGAUGUCGCUGCUGGAGAACACCAGCUGGGCUGCCGAGGAAACCCAGGGCAACGAGUCCUCAGAGCACGCGUUUUUCUCUCUGGAUUAUCAACAUGUCCAAGUCCCCUUUGAGAUCACGCUCUGGAUCAUGCUGGCAUCCUUGGCCAAAAUAGGGUUUCAUCUGUAUAACAAGCUGCCUUCUGUUGUUCCCGAAAGCUGUUUAUUGAUAUUUGUAGGACUCAUCAUGGGGGGAAUCAUCUAUGGCUUAAAUGACAAGUCACCACCUGUUAUGGACAGUGACAUCUUUUUCCUCUACCUCCUGCCACCCAUCGUGCUUGACGCCGGUUACUUCAUGCCCAGCCGCCCCUUUUUUGAGAACAUGGGCACUAUCCUCCUCUACGCCGUUGUGGGAACGAUAUGGAACGUGUUUGGGAUCGGCUUUUCCCUGUACGGGAUCUGCCAGGUGAAGGCCUUUCACUUGCAGGAUGUGUCGUUGCUUCACAACCUCCUGUUUGGCAGCCUGAUCGCCGCCGUGGAUCCCGUGGCGGUGUUGGCGGUCUUUGAAGAGAUACACGUCAAUGAAAAGCUACACAUUUUGGUCUUCGGCGAAUCGCUCCUGAACGACGCGGUGACAGUGGUGCUCUACAAGCUAUUUCGAUCUUUCUGUGAAAUGCCAACCAUCAAAAGUAUGGAUGUGUUUGCUGGAGUUGGAAAAUUCUUUGUGGUUGGGCUAGGAGGAGUUUUAGUUGGUCUGACUUUCGGGAUGACUGCCGCCUUUACCACACGAUUCACCAAGGAAAUCCGUGUCAUCGAACCCCUCUUUGUCUUCCUGUACAGCUAUCUUUCCUACCUCACUGCCGAAAUGUUUCACCUUUCGGGGAUCGUGGCCAUCAUUGUUUGUGCCAUGGGCAUGAAACGUUACGUGGAGGCCAACAUCUCUCUGAAGUCUCACACCACAGUGAAAUACUUCAUGAAGAUGUGGAGCAGUGUUAGCGAUACCCUCAUCUUCAUUUUUCUUGGAGUUUCCACCAUUGGAGAAAAUCAUGAGUGGAACUGGCCAUACAUUUGCUUCACUGUCAUUUUCUGUCUCAUUUGGAGAGCACUAGGGGUUCUUGUGCUGACUUUCUUUGUGAACAGAUUUCACGUGAACACCAUCACCAGCAAAGACCAGUUCAUUAUAGCGUACGGGGGUCUCCGCGGAGCCAUUUGUUUCUCUUUGGUUUUCUUGCUUCCUGACUUUCACAGAAAGAAGCUCUUCAUUGCAGCAACAACUGUUGUCAUCCUCUUCACCGUGUUUGUACAGGGAAUGACCAUCCGCCCUCUUGUUGACUUGUUGGCUGUCAAGAGGAAAAGAGAGAGUGCUCCCACAGUGGGAGAGCAGAUCCAUAUUCGGUUCUUGGAUCAUUUGCUGGCUGGCAUUGAAGAUAUAUCUGGACACUGGGGACAGUAUUACUGGAAAGACAAAUUAGAAUAUUUCAACAGCAAAUACCUGCAGAAGAUCCUGCUUCGAGAAUACGACCAGCCAAAAUCAAGUAUUGUGCUUCUCUACGAGAAGCUGGAGCGGAAACACGCCAUCGAGCUGGCGGAGGCGGGGCAGCUGGGUCAUGCCCCAUCCCACCCAUCCCUGAUCAACAACGACAGGAGUGUCAUAACAGACAAAAAAUUGGAGGUUACUCUGAAUCCGGAUGUCCUGGAAAAUAUACAGGAAAUAUUGGCAAGGAACCUGUACCGAAUAAGGAGAACGAAAGAUGACUCCUCGUUGGCGCAGGGUGACUCCAGCUCGCAGCCCAAGCUGUGCCGCUCCCUCACCGUGGGGAGUGCAGAAAAGGUUCAGGAAGUGAAAGAGAACCGGUCGAAGUCGGUGUGUGUCAUCCCACAGUCACAGCCCAGCGAUACGGUCUGGGGGGAGAAGAAAGAAGUGGAGAAAGAGCUGACUGUGGAGAUGUAAAAGCACAAGUGAUGCUGCUGGCUUCCCAUGGGGGGGCUGACUCUGCUUUAUGGAUGGCUACUCUACGUGUAGAUAAUGUAAAUAAGAUGCAUAUGGAAAAGGACAGUAUGGACGGGGCAAAAUAUCCUGAAUGGUUAUUGCACAACGCUGGGUUUUUAAUGGGAACCAGGGGAAAAGCUGCACAGCUGAGCGCUAGCGCUGCAAGGUAACGGCUGAGAGAGAAUUUCUAAGAAACGUCUAGG
Athene cunicularia (burrowing owl) is the source of this 2416-nucleotide messenger RNA. Its product is annotated as sodium/hydrogen exchanger 2-like. Gene Ontology annotation, biological process: regulation of pH; sodium ion transport; proton transmembrane transport. The record is from RefSeq and is a predicted model, not a curated record. Gene Ontology annotation, molecular function: sodium:proton antiporter activity. Bases 249 to 2174 code for a protein of 641 amino acids. Lineage: Eukaryota; Metazoa; Chordata; Aves; Strigiformes; Strigidae. The transcript has 11 exons. Gene Ontology annotation, cellular component: membrane.